AUCCCCUACAGCUCUAAUUGAUAUUCUUACUUUCUUUCCUUGCUCAUCACUCGGGUGAGCAGAACGAUCCAAAGGCCCUGGUGGGAACGGAUAAACAAACGAAAGAAUGCCACGCCUCGACGACAACACGCCGCAAUACCUGCGCGACGCAGAACAAGGCGUACGAGCACACACCCGCCGCGCCUGGGAAAGCUUCACAGACUUUGCCCUGCGCGACAACGUCCUCGAAGUCGCUGUUGGACUCAUUCUAGCCCAAUCCUUCACAACCCUAACAACAUCGCUGGUAACCGACAUCCUCCUCCCAACAAUCUCGCUCCUACCCUUCCUCUCCCGCAACCUCCCCGAACGCUUCACCACGCUGCGCGCGGGCCCGCAAUACAACACCACGUUGACAUCGGGCUACAACACCCCCUCGCAAGCUCUAGCCGACGGCGCCGUGAUUUUCGCCUGGGGCAACUUCGUCGAUAAACUGGUCAGGUUCUUGGUCGUGGCCGUCGUGCUGUGGGUUAUUGCCACGGGGUAUAGUAGGGGUAGUGGGGAGGAUAUUGUCAAGAGGCAGGUCAGGUGUGGGUAUUGUAGGAAGUGGGUUGGGGAGAAGGCGAGGCGGUGCUUUUUUUGUACGAGUUGGUUGGAUGGGAGGGAGGAGAAGGGGGGUGAGAGGGUGGAGGGGGAAGGGGAGGUUGAGCUGUGAU
Messenger RNA from Periconia digitata, 692 nucleotides. The record is from the annotation of a GenBank genome assembly. NCBI's taxonomy places the organism in Eukaryota, Fungi, Ascomycota, Dothideomycetes, Pleosporales, Periconiaceae.